Phytophthora nicotianae INRA-310 is the source of this 1135-nucleotide messenger RNA. RefSeq lists its product as hypothetical. The record is from RefSeq and is a predicted model, not a curated record. Lineage: Eukaryota; Oomycota; Peronosporomycetes; Peronosporales; Peronosporaceae. Gene Ontology annotation, molecular function: NADP binding; oxidoreductase activity; NAD binding. Bases 99 to 1001 code for a protein of 300 amino acids. The transcript has 5 exons.
CAAUGCUUUUUCAACCAAUAAAAGAGAAGGAAUUGAUAGGCAGGAUGGCAUGCUACGCUUCCCAUUUUUGAAGAUCGGGACGAAGCCCUGAGACCAGGAUGGUUGUUGCUGUGAAGCCGAGAGUUGGAUGGAUUGGCACGGGCGUCAUGGGCGCCAGCAUGGUCGGCCACAUCCUGAAGCACGGGUACGAGGUGACGGUGUUCAACCGCACGCUUUCUAAGUGCGAUGACCUCAAAGAGCAGGGCGCGACUGUGGCCAGCUCCCCCGCUGAGGUGGCUAAAGUUUCCGACAUCGUGUUCGGUAUCGUGGGCUACCCUAGCGAUGUGCGUAAGGUGUUCCUCGACCCUGAGUGGGGUGUGCUGUCCUCCAUCAAGUCGGGCGGUGUGAUCGUCGAUAUGACCACUAGUGAGCCGUCCCUCGCGAAGGAGAUCUACGAGGCAGCCAAGCAGAAAGGUGUAUCGAGUUUGGAUGCCCCCGUCUCAGGCGGUGACGUCGGUGCUCGUGAGGGUACGCUCUCCAUCAUGGUUGGCGGUGAUGCCAAGACGGUGGAAACGACGAUGCCGCUGUUUGAAAUCAUGGGCAAGAACAUCCGUCACAUGGGCGGUGCCGGUGCUGGACAACACACCAAAAUGGUGAACCAGAUCCUCAUCGCAACGAACAUGAUUGGCGUCGUCGAGGGUCUUCUGUACGCUCAGAAGAGCGGACUGGACGUGGAGGAGGCUAUCCGCGCUGUGAGCGCCGGUGCUGCCGGCUCCUGGUCGAUCAGCAACCUUGGACCUCGAAUCGCUAAGCGCAACUUCGACCCUGGCUUCUUCGUGGAGCACUUCGUUAAAGACAUGGGUAUCGCACUGAAAGAAGCCGAACGUAUGAACCUGUCGCUUCCUGGCCUUGCCCUCGCCAACCAGCUGUACGUAGCGGUCAAGGCUCAAGGCCACGGCCGCCUGGGAACGCACUCCCUGAUGCUCGCGCUGGAGCAGCUGAACGGCAUUGACUCCAAGUAAGAAACUCGAGAUGUUGAAGUGCCUAUAGCAAAGAUUUAGUUAAUUUACCUCAGUAUUAGCUAAAUUCACGCGUAAUUUUUCGAAGAAAAAAAGUCGCACUAAAUCAAAUAGGAUCCCCAUACAUUAUCGCUGUG